GAUAUAGUAAUCGAAAAGGCAGGGGUUUUGCAUCCUUUGUGUGGAUGAUUGGUCUAAUGAAGGGAAAUGGAGGCAGUUUUUGUAUGAUUGGAGAAUUCGGUAUUUUCGAUCAAUAGUGUUUACAUGAUUGCUCGGUUAGGCUUCCUUGUUGCUGCUUCUAUUGCAGCUUAUGCAGUUAAGCAGAUUAAUGUCAAAAGUCCGAACCCCGUCGAUUCCGAUUCUCUAACCAAGAAGCCGCCAUCAGAAAACGAUGAAGUGCCGGUCGACAAGUCUUGGGAUGAAGAGGAAGACGAGGAGCAGGUUACGUAUUCGGAUAAUGUCCUCAAAGAGAUGCUUGCCGAAGAAGAAGAGGAAGAAGAAGAAGAAGAAUUAAAAGAAGAACAAGAACAAGAACAAGAAGAGGUUGAAAAAGAAGAAGUAAAAUUAAUAAACAGCGUAAUAAAUCCGACUGUAAUGAGCAGCACCCAAUCCGACAUCGAAGAUGAUGACGAUGAUCUCUUCCCGGAAUUCGAAAGCCUUCUCUCGGGAGAAAUCGAUUUCCCGAUCCCCACAGACAAAUACGACACCUCGGCAAAUUCCAAAUCCGAAAAGGACAAGCUAUACGAGAACGAGAUGGCGAUCAACGCAACCGAACUCGAACGGCUCCGGAAUCUAGUGAGAGAAUUGGAGGAGAGAGAAGUGAAGCUCGAGGGGGAGCUGCUAGAAUACUACGGACUGAAGGAGCAGGAAUCGAGCAUAUCCGAGCUGCAGAAGCAGCUCAAGAUCAAAACAGUCGAAAUCGACAUGCUCAACAUCACAAUUAGUUCGUUGCAGGCCGAGCGGAAAAAGCUCCAAGAGGAGGUCUCCCAUGGAGUUGCCGCCAGAAAAGAGCUCGAGAUUGCGAAGAAGAAGAUGAAAGAUCUUCAGAAGCAGAUUCAGCUCGAGGCGAACCAGACGAAAGGCCAACUUUUGCUGCUCAAGCAAACAGUCAGCGGGCUCCAAUCGAAGGAGCAGGAAGCUGUUACGAAAGAUGCUGACGUGGAGAAGAAGCUCAAAGCUGUGAAGGAAUUGGAAGUUGAGGUGAUGGAGCUCAAACGAAAGAACAAAGAACUCCAUUACGAGAAACGGGAACUUGUUGUUAAACUCGAUGCCGCUGAAGCCAAUGUGAAAGCCCUUUCUAACAUGACGGAGACAGAAAUGGUGGCGAAGGUGAGAGAAGAAGUCAACGAAAUGAGGCACGCGAACGAGGACCUGGUCAAACAAGUCGAAGGGCUACAGAUGAACAGGUUCAGCGAGGUCGAAGAGCUCGUGUACCUCCGUUGGGUGAAUGCUUGCCUGAGAUUCGAGCUUCGAAAUUAUCAAACACCGUCGGGCAAAAUAUCGGCCCGAGAUCUCAAUAAAAGCUUAAGUCCAAGAAGUCAAGAAAGGGCCAAACAGCUCAUGUUGGAGUUCGCAGGGUCCGAACGUGGAGGAGGUGGCGACACAGAUAUGGAGAGCAACUUCGAUAAUACGUCAGUCGACAGUGAAGAUUUCGAUAAUGUUUCGAUCGACAGUUCGACUAGCAGAUUCAGUACCUUAAGCAAGAAGCCGAGUUUGAUCCAAAAGCUGAAGAGAUGGGGCGGUAAAAGUAGAGAUGAUUCGAGUGCCUUUUCUUCUCCGGCGAGAUCUUUCGCCGGAGGAUCGCCUAGCCGGAGCAGCGUAAGCCAGAAACCGAGGGGCCCGCUCGAGGCACUCAUGAUAAGAAACGCGGGAGAUGGUGUGGCGAUCACUUCGUUCGGUACUGCUGAGAUGGACGAGUCUAAUAACAACUCGCCGGUUACUCCGAAACUGCCUACUCCCGAUUCGUUGAAUUCGGUUGCUUCGUCUUUUCACUUGAUGUCGAAAUCGGUCGAGGGUGUUCUUGAGGAAAAAUACCCCGCGUAUAAGGACCGCCAUAAGAUCGCUACGGAGAGAGAGAAGCAGAUUAAGGAGAGGGCUCAACAGGCGAGAGCGGUUAGGUUCGACGCUAAACCUGCGUUUCUGCCGCCGAAACUCGCUCUUAUUAAAGAGAAGCCUCUUAUCGUCUCUGCCUCUGCCGGUGGAGAGUCAACCGAACAACAGUUGACCGAAAGCAGAGCUGACUCUCCGGUAGUUAGCAAAAUGCAGCUCGCGCAGAUGGAGAAACGGGGUCCGCGGGUCCCACGGCCGCCUCCUAAAUCGUCAGGAGAUUCUCCGGCAGGUGCGAACUCGAAUGCUACAAUACGAGCUCCGGGAGGUCCUCCACCACCGCCUCCGCCGCCGGGUGCACCGCCGCCGCCUCCGCCGCCAGGCGGCGGACCGCCACGGCCGCCGCCUCCGCCGGGAAGCGGCGGCAGAGGGGGUGGCGGCGACAAAGUCCACCGGGCGCCGGAGCUGGUUGAAUUCUACCAGUCGUUGAUGAAAAGGGAGGCGAAGAAGGAUACUAGUAUGGCUUUGGUUACUACGUCGUCUUCGAACACUUCAGAUGCUAGGAGCAACAUGAUUGGAGAGAUUGCGAAUAAAUCUUCGUUCAUGUUAGCUGUUAAAGCUGACGUGGAGACUCAAGGUGAAUUUGUCCAGUCAUUGGCAACUGAAGUACGGGCGUGCUCGUUUACUAAAGUUGAGGACUUGGUCGCAUUCGUGAACUGGCUCGACGAGGAACUCUCCUUCUUGGUCGACGAACGCGCUGUUUUGAAGCAUUUUGAUUGGCCGGAGGGAAAAGCAGAUGCAUUACGAGAAGCAGCUUUCGAAUAUCAGGACUUGAUGAAAUUGGAGAAGACAGUUUCGACUUUCACCGACGACCUUAAUCUUCCUUGUGAGCCUGCUCUCAAGAAAAUGUAUAAGUUGCUCGAAAAGGUGGAGCAGAGUGUAUACGCAUUGCUAAGAACACGAGACAUGGCGGUUUCCCGGUACAAGGAUUUCGGCAUCCCUGUCGAUUGGCUAAGUGAUUCCGGAGUAGUUGGCAAGAUCAAGCUUUCAUCGGUACAGCUGGCACGGACAUACAUGAAGCGUGUGGCGACGGAGCUUGACGCGAUGGAUGAACCUGAAAAGGAACCAAACAAAGAAUUUUUGCUCUUACAAGGUGUUCGCUUUGCUUUCCGAGUGCAUCAGUUUGCGGGAGGAUUCGAUGCGGAAAGCAUGAAGGCCUUUGAAGAGCUAAGAAGCAGAGCUAGUUCUCAAAACAAAGAAGAGAAAUAAACCUGGAGAUUGAGUUUUUUUUUUUUUUUUUAUUUUAUUUUACUUUUAUUUUAUUUUUUUAAUGUUACAUGUCCAGUUUGUAGUUGUACAUUUUCAUCAUCAUCUGAGAAGAGAAGGUAUACUUGUAAUGGAGUUUAUAGGAUCAAAAAAUCUGUUGUACACAACGACUCGUAAACGCUUACAGGUAUAAUAUAAUCGAUAAUAUUUUCAA
Messenger RNA from Erythranthe guttata (spotted monkey flower), 3385 nucleotides. RefSeq names its product Hydroxyproline-rich glycoprotein family protein (gene CHUP1). Gene Ontology annotation, biological process: chloroplast relocation. The record is from RefSeq and is a predicted model, not a curated record. Lineage: Eukaryota; Viridiplantae; Streptophyta; Magnoliopsida; Lamiales; Phrymaceae. Gene Ontology annotation, cellular component: chloroplast outer membrane.